AUGAACGAAAGUGCUAGCAAUGACGACUUCAACACCGACGAGCUGGUGGCACCCGAAUGGCUGAAUGAACAGUUUGUCACAGAAGUUCUCAGCAAUCAUGAAAUGAGAAUCAAUAUGUUGACCUUCUCCCCGGCCAGUGCCAAGGGAGAUCACUAUGCCAGUGUGAUGUUCCGGGCCAAAGUGGAGUACACCAUGCGAAAAGGAGCAGGAGCCUCCUCCAAGUCGCUAAUCAUCAAGACGAUGCCCGAGCAGGAGGGACAUAAGAAGGAAAUGUUUGCCGAGUCCUUUCUCUUUAAAACGGAGAUAGGAAUGUACAGCACAGUCCUGCCAGAGUUUGAGAGGAUACUCCGCCAGGCGGGAGAUGACACCAAUCUGCAUGGGGAGUGUAUAUUUCUCAGUCUAGAGCCACGACAGGUGAUGAUUUUCAAGGAUCUCGUCGAGAUCGGCUAUUUUAUGAAUCCAGAUUUCCUUAAAGACUAUACACUCGGAUUGUUUGGUUUACGUGCUAUGAUGGAGGACCCCAUAAUGACAAGCGGAAUGGCUCCCUUUAUUGAACUGCUCGGCAAAGUGCCGGAGUUGAAUAAGUACAAGCCAUACUUUGAGAAAAUCAAAGGAAACUAUCUACAACGCGUGAGGGACAUCAUGGAGGAGCAUCGUGAGAAUCAAAGGCCGGAUGGGUAUUAUGUGCUUUCCCAUGGAGACUUUCACCUGCGCAAUAUGAUGUUCAAGAACAAUGACAAGACAGGUGCCUUCGAGGACUACUUCUUUUCGAUCAGCACAACUUUGCCCUUCAUUUGGGCGUUGAAAAUCAAGGCCUUUGAGAUUGAGGACCUGAUAAAACAGAAACAAUUGCGUGCAAAAUGCUAUAGCAUCGGGGGAUUCAUUGCAGAUGUCACAAGAAUGCUGGAAAGAUUCGAUAGAUGGGCUACUUUGAAGAACUAUGAGCAAAGCAUUGACUUGUUAUGA
Messenger RNA from Drosophila miranda, 966 nucleotides. RefSeq lists its product as uncharacterized. The transcript has 3 exons. Lineage: Eukaryota; Metazoa; Arthropoda; Insecta; Diptera; Drosophilidae. The record is from RefSeq and is a predicted model, not a curated record. The coding region runs from base 1 to 966 and encodes 321 amino acids.